Hevea brasiliensis (rubber tree) is the source of this 1180-nucleotide messenger RNA. RefSeq lists its product as uncharacterized. The transcript is spliced from 4 exons. Gene Ontology annotation, molecular function: RNA binding. Bases 360 to 941 code for a protein of 193 amino acids. The record is from RefSeq and is a predicted model, not a curated record. Lineage: Eukaryota; Viridiplantae; Streptophyta; Magnoliopsida; Malpighiales; Euphorbiaceae.
AGUAAUUAGUAAAAGAUUACUGCAAAUUUAAAAAGAAAAAAUGAAAGAAAAGAUAAUAGAGCGAUGGCAAAAGCAGUGUUAUGCGACGUCGUUCUAAUGAGUCAUACGUCUUCUUGACUUGCGUGGUGCUUAGCAUUUCACGCGGAGAUUGAACAAGGAACCCUUUCUCGCCUGAUGAACCAUAAUCUAUCCUCUUCCGCGCUUGAGUUGGAUCAUCUCUCUGCAACUAGUUCCUAUAGCCAGAGUCCAGAGAGCCACAGAGAGACGUCGCAUAGACAGGAAAUCUUCAAUCUCAGAGUUUGUACUGACUGAUGCUUUGAAGUACUGAAAUUAUUUCUGCUCGUGCACUGUGAAAUAAUAUGGAUCCUAAUGGUUUCAUUGAUGAGAAGGCUGAAAGUAGACUUUAUAUUGGCAACCUUGACUUGAGAAUAACAGAGGCUGCUCUGCUCAAGAUGUUUUCUCCAUAUGGCAAGAUUGUAUCUGAGGACUUCUUAUGGCAUACCCGUGGACCAAAACGUGGGGAGCCACGGGGCUUUGCUUUUAUCCAGUUUAGCACCAAAGAGGUAAGUUAUCUGCAUCUUUUGACUUUGUAUUUAGGCAAAUUCCUGAUUUCCACAAUUAAAGUGAGCAUGCAGGAAGCUAAAUUGGCCAAGGAGAAAAUGCAUGGGAGAUUAGCUUGUGGCCGCCCUUUGGUUGUUCGCCUUGCCAGUGAGAAAUACUUGGAGGAAGCAGCGCAGGAUUCUUCUAAAACAGUAGGUGAGAUGACCAAAAGAGGCAUUGCUGGUGGCGCUUCGGGACAGAUGAGUCGGAGUGCUAAGAUAGCUGCGAUAAAGACCAAAUUGAAAACCCUGGAAGAGGAGAGCUCUAGUGUGAAGAAGCAGAAGCAAUCUGAUAUCAUUUCUUGUAACAAUAUUGUUGAUCAUUCAUCUGGCAAAAGAUGAUGAAUAAUAAUGCUGAAGAGAAUAUGAACAUUGGAAGUAAUUUCAGAAUCUGUGUAGGAUUGAGCAUCACUGUACCAAAUUUCAGGUUAUUGCUGUUGAUACAAUGAUAUGUUAACCUGCACAAGAAUUCUUUGGCCUGACUUUCCAUGUCCUGAAAUUUGUGGCUUAUGGAAAUGGCUUGUUAACAACAGCCUUGGAUGGUGAAAAUGAAAAUCAGUGGUUUGGAAUUUUUCAUGAAA